CGGCACAUAGACACAGAGAGAGAACGGGAAAGGAAGGAAGCCGCAUCACGGGGGCGGUCACAUCCAAGGUUUCCGGAGCGAGAUGCUCGGCGGCGCCCCUCCAGAGUUCGCGCGCCUCGCUGAUGAGUGUCUGAUGGAUGCCCGCAAGAAGAUUGAACACGAGAUCGAAAGUAAAGCCAAGGCGUCCUUGAAAGAAGGGUUAGGUCAAGAGCUUAAAACUCCACACCCAGGGACAGAUAUUGAAGAUGAAGAAGGGAACCCUGGUAGUGAUAGGAAUGAAGAAGGGAGACAUCAGUGUGUGGAAGAUACUGAUUUAGAUGAGAGAGGCUAUGAUGUCGAGAUCACUGACACUGAAGCAUCAGACGAUUUGCUAUAUGAAGAAGUUCUGACGGUGAUAUGUGUGACGACCAGAUCAUCCGUUGUUUCCUGGUUGUGGCAUUAUCAACAUUCCUCUGCCCGACAUCAAACACUAAACCAAGCACCAAAUAUAUGGGAGCUCUAGUUAAUGUG
This is a messenger RNA of Triticum dicoccoides, 510 nucleotides long. RefSeq lists its product as uncharacterized. Lineage: Eukaryota; Viridiplantae; Streptophyta; Magnoliopsida; Poales; Poaceae. The transcript has 4 exons. The record is from RefSeq and is a predicted model, not a curated record. The coding region runs from base 83 to 502 and encodes 139 amino acids.